GCGCCGGAACACGUAUCAUAUUGUAGAGGAGGCGUUGCCCUCCAGAACUCCAGCAGCAGAUUUAUUUCUUUCAGAAACACGGAGCCGCUGUUACAGCUUCAAGAGCCACAAAUCUCUGGAAAGACGCUCCGUAGAGCCGCUGAAGAGCCGGUACGGGAGGAGGCUGACAAACGGUGACGUAACAGCGAUGGAGGCGGAUGGAGAGCAGAGCCAGCAGGGGGCAUCGACCAAUGGGAGCACUGCCUCGGGAACGAGCUCCCGCCCUUCUCCGAUGAAUUCCAUGUCUCUGUAUGAGCGACAGGCAGUGCAGGCGCUGCAAGCGCUGCAGAGGCAGCCUAAUGCAGCUCAGUACUUUCAGCAACUGAUGCUGCAGCAGCAGAUCAACAAUGCUCAGCUGCAGAACCUGGCCGCUGUGCAGCAGGCUACUUUGGCAGCCACUCGUCAGUCGAGUCCCUCCAGCAGCAGCUCUCAGACCACCAGCACCACAGCUGGCAGCGUGACCUCUGGAGCAGCGUCCACCACCAGCAGCCGACCGAUCGGUGCCUCGGCCACGUCAACCAUCAGCCAGUCAGUGCUGCUGAGCGGUACAACAGGAGGACAGGGGCAGAUGUAUCUGAGGGUGAAUCGUUCUCUGAGGGCCCCCAUCUCCUCACAGCUCAUCUUUAUGCCUGGCAGCACGGCCGCCGCCGCCGUGGCAACAGUCACCCAGCAGCCUCAGCAACAACCAGAAGUGACACCAACUUCCUCCAGCAGCCAAACUGAGAGUGAGCAGGUGCAGAAUCUGGCUCUGCGGGGUGUUUCCAGUCCUAAAAGUGUGAAGACUGAAGCCCCUGAAAGGACCGACUCAGGUCCUUAUUCGAUGGUUCAAACAUCCCACCAGUCUAACUCCCAGUCCCCCACUAAGCCAAGUGGGCCCCAGCCAGCCCACAUCAAAAUCCCCACUUACCCUCAACCCACCAAUCUUAAAUCCCACCCUUCAUCCUCUGCAGCCUCCUCUUCUUCCAUACCUCUCUCCCAGCUCCUUCUUCACGGCCCCCGUGCCCUCACCACGGUAACCAGUGCUGCCACAGCAACACACAUCCUGGUCCCAACGUCCAAUGCGGCAUCACAGACCCGCGGGUACUCUGUUGGCACGGCUACCAUCAAACCGGCAGUAAACACCCAGACGCUGGUGGUGCAGCCAUUGCAGAAGUCCUCAAUGAGUGCAGAGAAACCAAACCACGGAAACGGACCCAUUCCCAUCCAACCCAAAACUUUGCAGGGGAUCCGCCUGCCCCUCCAACUCACUUCCAGGAAUCCUCCUCCCAUCCUGCCUGCACCGCCGCCUGCAAGCAGCGCCGGCCAGCCUCCCCAGCCUCCUCACAUCCCAGUCCAGAUUGUGGGGGCCAGGCAGAGCACACUGGGCAGCACCCAGGCUGUGGCAUUAGCACGGGGCACCUGUAACCAGGACUGUGCUGCUGUCCUCAGCAGCUCGUCCAGCCUGCUCACCAUGGUGGCAUCCAUAGCUUCCAAAGACAGUGGGGUCAUGGCCCGAGGGGCGGGCCUAAAGACUCUUCAGUCACCCCAGGAGGCUCCCCCUUUGGCCCAAGUCUCUAAAGUUCAUCCACAGACGAAUCAAAGCUCUAGUCAGAGUCAGAAUGGACCCCUAGCAUCAAGCCCCGUCUCCUCACAAUCCGCUACUAUUUCUUCUUCUCCUGGUUCUUCGCUGUCUCGCUCUUCUGUCCCACUGUCUGUGGAUGAGCAGAGAGAAACACCAGCUGUGGUAACCACCAAUGGUGAAUCGGUGGGAAGUCACACAUCACAGGGAAAGCAAAUACCAGGCUCACUAAAACGUAAAUCUGACCACGGGCCAGCCAAUGAUGAUGAUGGCCCCUCCCCCCCACGGUUGCAGCCUGUCAGAGAUUCUGCUUCAACAUUACCAACCAAUCAAGUAAAAGCAGGAUGUGGCGCUCCUCCUCCUCCCUCCUCCACUUCUCCCUCACCUGUCUUGCCAGUGUCCCGUGGGGGGUGUGGUAAAGCUGAGCGACCUUCUCCCCCACAAGCUGUGGUAAAACCUCACGUCCUCACACACCUUAUAGAGGGCUUCGUCAUCCAGGAAGGGGCGGAGCCUUUCCCUGUGUGUGGACCAGUGAAGGAGCCGGAUGGCGAUGAUUUAACGAAUGACAGCCCAGACACAAACCAGUCGGAGACUGUUACCACGGCAACAGUGCUGAAGUGUGAGUACUGUAAAAACUUUGCUCCUGCCAGCCAGUUCAGAGGCACCAAAAGGUUCUGCUCCAUGACGUGUGCAAAGAGUAUGUAUUGGUUCCCCAGGUACAACGUCAGCUUCAGGCAGAACUUCUGCGUGCGUCAGGGUCAGGUUCAAGUUCGAGAUCACGCUCCAGGUCAGGAUCAGGGCCACCUGUCCAACUCUGAGGAGGAGGGCGUGGUUACCAGGCGACGCGUUCCCCGCAGGAUGAGCUCAGAAAUAGCCAGUGCCAAGAUCGCAGGGCGGUCCCUGUCUGCCAAGUGCCGUUCGGAGUCCAGCCAUUCUGAUGAGGAGUCCAGCGCUGAAGAGGACGAAGACGACCCCAUGUCUCUGUCGCCCACUUCCUCUGUUUCCUGUCACCAGCCACCACCGCCACCUCCUCAACUCCCAUUGGACCCCUCAGCACCCAGCUGCCUGCUUGCUAGCCCCUCUCAGUGGAGCGUGGAGGAAGUGUCACAGUUUAUUUCCUCACUACAAGGGUGUGAGGAGCUCGCCCCCCAGUUCCAGUCACAGGAGAUUGAUGGACAGGCCCUGCUUUUGCUGAAGGAGGAGCAUCUCAUGACCACCAUGAACAUCAAACUCGGCCCCGCCCUCAAAAUCUGUGCCCACAUCAACAACUUGAGAGACUGACGGUGGCGGCAGCCAAAACCCCCCAAGUCCACUGUCUUAAGAAUCUUUACCCCGCGCACUUAAAACAAACUCCUGGUCUGGGACCAGGGUUCGAACCAGUUCCAGAGGGUCCUGCAGGAUGCACGAGGUACACGGUGGGACUUUUAGCUUUAGUUGCUGCAGCCUCACUUCAGAACAAACCUUGUUUUAGUUUUUUCUGUUCACGCCUCACCACCUUUUCAAAAGUCGGCUUCGGACAGGACCGUUAUCACCUGUGGCCAGUUUCAAGUUUGUAGUUUGAA
Thalassophryne amazonica is the source of this 3159-nucleotide messenger RNA. Its product is annotated as polyhomeotic-like protein 1. NCBI's taxonomy places the organism in Eukaryota, Metazoa, Chordata, Actinopteri, Batrachoidiformes, Batrachoididae. The coding region runs from base 188 to 2878 and encodes 896 amino acids. The transcript is spliced from 15 exons. Gene Ontology annotation, cellular component: PRC1 complex; nucleus. The record is from RefSeq and is a predicted model, not a curated record. Gene Ontology annotation, molecular function: zinc ion binding; protein binding.